AUGUAUGGUUCAAUAGAUGUGUCUGCAUUGAGAUUGGUUCCCGAUGUGGUUGUCCCCAAGAAGUUCAAGGUUCUAGAGUUCGAGAAAUACAAUGGAACUUCUGACCCACGUAUUCACUUGGCAAUGUACAUAGCAAAAAUGUCUGCAUUAACUGAAGAUGACAAGCUCCUCAUCCAUUUCUUUCAUGAAGGACUUACUGGGUCAGCUUUACCCUGGAGGGAUUUACAGAAUUUGCUACAGAAGGAGGGGGAAACUUUCAAAGAGUAUGCUCAGAGAUGGAGAGAGAAAGCGGCAGAGGUGUAUCCCCUUGUGACUGAUCAUGAACUUUGCUCCUUAUUCAUUGAAACUCUGAAGGCACCUUACUUUAAUCUGAUGAUUGGUAAUACUUAUAAUAGUUUUGCUGACAUAAUACAGACUAGGGAAAGGAUUGAAGCAAAUCUGAGACUGGGAAGGUUGCAAGAAAUAGCAGGGGAGAGUACUAUGAAAAAGGCUACUAAUCCUAAUAGAAAGAAAGAUGGAGAAGUACAUGCUAUAACUCAUGGCAGCUAUCAGCCUUUCUUUCCCAGAGGCAAUUUUAGCCCAAAAUUCCCCAAUCAAGCUCCCAUGGUAACUCUGAAAAGCCCAAUGAUUGCAAACAUUCCUCAGACAUAUAGCCAGCCAUCAUUCCAAACCUAUCCUCAAUACCAACAAAUUCCUCGUCUCCAAAACCAAUACAUCCCUAGACCAGUAAAUCAAUUCCCCAGACCACCACUGCCAGUGAAUCAAAACAACUUUAGGCCCCCAAGAAAUUCAAAUCCUCCGCUUCCUAUGCCUUUGAGCGAUAUUUAUCGCUACCUGCAGAGUAUAAACCAAAUUUUGCCUGUUCCUAUGGACCCCAUUCAGCCUCCUUACCCAAGAUGGUAUGAUCCCAAUGCUAAGUGUGAUUACCAUGCUGAGGCAAUUGGCCACUCCAUUGAUAAUUGUUUUAAGUUUCGAGGUGUAGUAAAUGCUCUCAUUUGGAAUGGCUGGUUGAAGAUUGAAGAUAAGGGGAUAUCUCUGAAUGUAUCGACUAACCCUUUACCCACUCACGGGGCUGGAAAUAGUGGCCAAGUGAAUAGGGUGGAAUUCAAAAGAGGGGAACAGAUUAUAAAAAUUGAACAGUUGAUAGAUCAUUUUGAAGAUAUUCUGGAAUUAGCAACGAGGGAAGGGUAUGUAACCCUAGUAGCACUAAACGUGGAUGAAAAGUUUGUUGGGAAUCAGCUAGAAUUGAGUUGUAGCUUUCAUAAGGGAGCACGAGGUCAUGACAUCAGGAGUUGUAAUCGAUUUAAAGAGGAGGUCUUGAGACUUCUAGAUUUUAAAAUUCUGAGGUGUCAAAAAGGAAGUUUGGAAAGAGAACAGGAAGUAAAUGCUAAUGAGGCAACUAAACCCACCUCAGGAUCAGUUAGUAGCCCCAGAAUCUCAUUCACCGUUCCCAUCAUAUCAUCAUCUCAAGUAGUUAUCAGAGCUCCUACUCCACUCCCUAUCACUAACACUCAUGUUGUACCUUGGAAUUACAAUUACCAGAUAUUUACCCAGUCUGCUAUGGUUAGCACUCCCUUUCCACCUUUAAGCAAUCUCGCCUUUGCCUCACCUGCUAUGUCAUCUAGCCUACGUCCAAACACAUCUCCAAACCUCAAAAUCAUUUACACUGGGCCAUCUUACCUUGAUAGUCACUUAAGCUUACCCAAUAACCAAAGUGAGCCUAAGAUUAAGUUUCAAUCUCCUUACCCUCAAGGUAGUUCAGUUGCUGAAGAAUGGGAAGUAGAGUAUAUCACCAGAAGUGGAAGAUGCUAUGGCUCAAAAGAGGCUGAAAGGGUCAAAAAAGGGAAAGCAAAGGUAGGAGAAUCAACUGAGAGUACAGAGGAAGUGCCCAAAGAAAAGGAAGAAGGUGAGGCUUACAUUGUUCCUGAUAUUUCUCUAGAAAAGUUUGAGAAAAUUGUGGGGCAAAUUCAAGCUUCGAAUGUUGUGACUUUCUCCGAUGAUGAAAUUGACCCAGCUGGGUUAAAGCACAUUAAGGCUUUACAUAUCACCGUAAAAUGCAAGGGAUGCAUGGUAGCCAAAGUUUUGGUUGAUAAUGGAUUUGCUCUUAAUGUAUUGCCAAGUGCCAUUUUGGCUAAACUUUCUAUUGAACCUUCUCUGAUGCAUUCAAGCAAUAUGGUAGUUAGAGCCUUUGACGGAACCAAAAGAGAGGUGUUAGGGGACAUUGAAUUGCCAUUGCAAGUUGGGGCUUGUACUUUUAAUGUCAUUUUUCAAGUAAUGGAUAUUGAGCCUGCCUAUACGAUGCUGCUGGGUAGACCAUGGAUACAUUCGGCUAAUGCGGUACCUUCCUCCUUGCAUCAAAGAAUCAAGUAUGUUGCUAAUGGAAAGCUAGUGACAGUCAAGGGGGAAGAAGCAAUGCUGGUUACUAAACCUCAAUCUAUCCCUUAUAUAGAAACAACUGAACAAGAGCUUGAAAGUUCUUUUCAAGCACUAGAAUCAGCGGGUAUACCUAGGCAUACUCUGGAGGCAUCCAACAUGGUGGCAAAGGUGAUGUUAAAGAGUGGAUAUCAAAAUGGAAAAGGCUUGGGCAUUAGGCUGCAAGAGAUAGUAGAACCUAUUACUGUGACUAAGAGAGAAGGGCAUUUUGGGCUAGGGUAUAGUGAAAAUGGUUUGUUUGAUAAGAAGCCCUGGAUGAAGCAUACUAUGAGAGAUCAGCGCUUUGACCAAUUUUAUGAUGAGAAGAUGGUUAUCCCUCAUAUUCAAGAGACUUUCCUCUCGGCCACUCAAGUAGCUCGUCCACUCCCAGUCAUUCAAGAUAUCACUGAAGAGAUUGAGGGGUCUUUGUCAAAAUUAUCCAUUAAUGUCCUUGAGCCAAGUCAGAGCUAUGAUUUGUUGAUUGUGCCUAUGCAAGAAGGUGAACUGCUAAACAAUUAG
Molecule: messenger RNA, 2931 nt
Organism: Hevea brasiliensis (rubber tree)
Lineage: Eukaryota; Viridiplantae; Streptophyta; Magnoliopsida; Malpighiales; Euphorbiaceae
Exons: 3
Coding region: 1-2931 (976 amino acids)
Molecular function (GO): nucleic acid binding
Source: RefSeq, a predicted model, not a curated record